Molecule: messenger RNA, 6008 nt
Organism: Tripterygium wilfordii
Lineage: Eukaryota; Viridiplantae; Streptophyta; Magnoliopsida; Celastrales; Celastraceae
Product: protein NETWORKED 1B-like
Exons: 5
Coding region: 492-5744 (1750 amino acids)
Cellular component (GO): plasma membrane
Molecular function (GO): actin filament binding
Source: RefSeq, a predicted model, not a curated record
CUGAAUUUUCCAUUAAAAAAAUACGAUUUUUUUUUACCACGAGUGCGACUGUUUUACAUUGCCCGACACUGAGGAAGUGAGAGUGUGCCAAAUCUGAGAAUAUAAUUGCAGAAAGGACCCAUCACAGAAAGGCAUAGAUGGGAGAGAAAGUCUGUUUGUGCGUCACAGAGAGGAAAUGGGGUGAGAGGGAAGGAUUAUAAGCAACUGGGGGUUUAGUGUUUACAGCUGCUGAUUUCAAGCCACAUUGCAAGAUUUCAUUUUUCGGUAUAGAUUUGCAAGGCUGUUGAAGUUAGAAGCAACCUUUGUGCAAAAAAUUGAAGAGUGUUUCCUCUGAGCAAGUGCAAGGAGGAGGAAGAGAUCCAAGAAGGCUCCUUAUACCGUAUCUGGGUGGUGCAUUCCUUUAAAUUUUUGCUCUGGCCUGGAUCCACAACCUGGGAUUCCAGGAUUUUGGAAAGUCCAAACCUGUUCUCUUGCUGUUUCUUGCCGGAGUUAUGGCUACUAUGUUACAUUCUGAGUCAAGGCGUUUGUAUUCUUGGUGGUGGGAUAGCCACAUUAGCCCAAAGAAUUCAAAAUGGCUUCAAGAUAAUCUUAAUGAUAUGGAUAGCAAAGUCAAAGCAAUGAUCAAGCUCAUUGAGGAAGAUGCAGAUUCUUUUGCUAGGAGAGCAGAAAUGUACUACAAGAAACGUCCAGAGCUCAUGAAAUUGGUUGAGGAGUUUUAUAGAGCUUAUCGUGCACUAGCAGAGAGGUAUGAUCACGCAACUGGGGAGCUCCGCCACGCUCAUCGCACCAUGGCCCAAGCAUUUCCGGAUCAAGUACCAUAUGUUCUAGCUGAUGAAUCGCCCUCAGGUUCUUCAAAUCCGGAAGCUGAGCCUCAGACACCAGAAGUUCCACACCCCAUUCGUGCAUUGCUUGACAAAGAGGAUUUUCAUAAAGAAGCUUUGGAACUCUCUUCAACCAAUCUGCAUGCAAUAAAAAGGAAUGGAGGGCACUUGGAAGAGUCAGACUCUGAAGUAUACAAAAGGGGUUUAAAGCAGGUUAAUGAGAUGUUUGGCUCCGCAAUGACACCACAAAUUUCGAAAAGUGCAGAAGGAAGGAUGAAAAGAGUUUUGAAGGUACCUGAAGCAAUAGACAAUGGACAAAGUUUGAAAGACACCACCUCUGACUUAUCCAUUGAGAAAUGGACUCCGAACAUCCAGGAUCUCUGUGAGACUGAUUGGGCUGUUAAAGCUCAGAAUGAAGUUCGAACCAUAAAGAAAGCUCUAGCAGUGGUUGAAGCUGAAAAGGAAGCUGUCCUUCUCCACUAUCAGCAGAGUUUGCAGAAGUUAUCUGGCCUUGAGAGGGAACUUAAUCAUGCACAAAAUGAUGCUGGAGGGCUUGAUGAGCGAGCAAGCAGAGCUGAAAUUGAAAUCAAAAUACUGAAGGAAGCACUUGCUAAACUUGAAGCAGAGAGGGAUGCUGCUUUUCUUCAGUACAAUCAAUCUUUAGAAAAAAUAUCAAGUCUAGAGACUACGAUAUCUGCGGCCCAAGAGGGUAUAAAAGGACUUAAUGAGCGAGCGAUGAAGGCAGAAAUAGAAGCUCAAAAUCUUAAGCAAGAACUUUCCAGAUUGGAGGUUGAAAAGGAAACUGGUUUUCUUAAGUAUGAGCAAUGUCUUGAGAUGGUGUCUCUUUUCCAGAGCAGAAUCUCACUUGCUGAGGAAAAUGCUGGAAUGCUGAACGAGCAAACUGAAAGGGCAGAAACUGAAAUUAAGGCACUGAAGCAGGCUCUUGGUGAACUGAAUGAAGAAAAUGAAGCUGCAGCUCUUCGGUAUGAGCAGUGCUUAGAGAAAAUGAGUAAGAUGGAGACUGAAAUUUCCCAUGCACAAGAGGAUGCCAAAGCAAUGAACAGUGAAAUUUUAAUGGGAGCUGCGAAACUGAAAGAUGCGGAAGAGCACUGUGCCGUCUUGGAGAGAUCAAAGCAGUCUCUUCAGGAAGAGGCAGAGAACUUGGCUCAUAAAAUAGCGAUGAAGGAUCAAGAAUGUAUUAAGAAGCAAAAUGAAAUGGAGAAGCUUCAGAUUUCACUGCAAAAUGAGCACUCACGUUUUCUUGAAGUUGAAGCCACUCUCCAAACUUUACAGAAGCUGCAUUCUCAAUCUCAAGAAGAGCAGAAAGCUCUGACAUCAGAGCUUCAAAAUAAGUUGCAAAUGUUGCACAAUUUGGAGACAUGCAACCAUGAUCUGCAAGAAGACUUUCAGCGCAUUAAGGAAGAAAACCAGAGCCUGAAUGAAUUGAAGAGCUCUUCCUCCGAUUCAAUAAAGAAUCUGCAAAGUGAAACUUCUAGCUUGAAGAAGAUGAAAGAGAAGCUUGAAGAGGAGGUUGCACUGCAAGUGGGGCAAAGUAAUGCCCUUCAACAAGAGAUUUACCAUUUAAAGGAGGAACUCAAUGGCUUGAACCUAAGUUACCAGUCUCUAAUGCAACAAGUGCAAGAAGUGGGGUUGAGUCCUGGAUGCCUUGGGUCAUCUGUGAGAAACUUGCAAGAGGAGAACUCAGAGCUGAGAGAAGCAUGCAGAAAGGACAGUACUGAGAAGCAAGCUCUAUAUGAGAAGGUGAGGGACAGGGACAUAGUCUUUGAGAAGAAUGCUAUUCUGAAGUGCUCGGUGUCAGAAUUGAAUGUCAUCUUGGAAGGGUCAAGGGAAAAGGUCAAGGAAUUGCAAGACUCCUGCCAGUUUCUCCAGGGAGAAAAAUCUAGUCUUGUAGCUGAAAAAGCCAUUGUACUCGGUCAGUUACAGAUUUUGGCUGAGAAUAUGCAGAAAAUCUUGGAGAAAAAUGCCUCGCUGGAGGACUUCCUAUCUGCAGCCAACAUCGAGCUUGAAAAUUUGAGGGUAAAGUCAAAAGGCUUGGAGGACUUCUGCCAGCUACUCCAAAAUGAGAAAUCCAAUCUUCUUCAAGAAAGAGGCUCACUGGUUACAGAGCUGGAAAAUGUUGAACAGAGACUGGGAAACCUGGAAAAGAGGUUUGCAAAACUAGAAGAAAAAUAUAUUGAUAUGGAAAAGGAGAAGGUAACCACCCUUUCUCAAGUGGAGCAACUACGGGGUUCCUUUGAUGUGGAGCAAAACCAGCAUGCACGCUAUAUACAGUCAAGUGAGUCCCGUUUAGCAUAUCUGGAAAAUCAUGUCCAUCUGUUGCAAGAAGAAAGUAAUAAGUCAAGGAAGAAAGACUUUGAAGAAGAACUGGAUAAGGCCGUGAAUGCUCAGAUUGAAAUUUUCAUCUUGCAGAAAUUCAUUGAAGAUUUGGAAGGAAAGAAUUUCUCUCUAUUGAUUGAAUGUCAGAAACAUGUUGAGGCAUCCAAAUUAUCGAAUAAACUGAUAUCAGAGCUAGAGAGCGAAAAUCUUGAACAGCAGGUGGAAUUAGAAUUCUUGUCAGAUGGAAUUGAAAAGCUAAGAAUGGCCAUAAAUACAGUGUUCAAGGCUUUCCAAUAUGAUUUAGUUCAUGAACAGGAAGAUAAGAUUGAACUUGAGCAAAUCUCCCUCCCCCAUAUUUUGGAUAGUAUUGAGGACCUGAAAUAUUCGCUAUUGAGCUAUGACGACGAGAAGCAGCAGCUGCUGGUUGAGAAUUCAGUGCUCUCAGCUAUCCUGGGAGAAUCGAAAUUGGAGAGUGUUGAACUUCAGUCAGAGAAGAAAAAUCUUGAACAGGAUUUGGAGUUCAUUACAGAGCAGCAUGGGUUGCUCCAAAAAGAUAAACAUGAGCUUCUGGAGAUCAACAGGAAGUUAAUACUGAAAGUGAGCAAGGGUGAAGAAAAGGAGGAAGAAUCAAAGGUCAAAUUAGAAAUGAGAAAUGCAGAAAAUCAACAUCUGAAUGAAGCAGUUGAGAAGUUGCACAAUGAGCUGCAUAAUGUCACAGAUUUAAGUGAUCAACUGAACCAUCAAAUUUUAGUGAGCGAGGAUUUCUUGAAAGAGAAGACAAUAGAACUUAUGGAAGUAGAAAAGAGGCUCAAGUCCACAGAAAACAUGAAUACAGAAUUGUGCAGAACCAUUGAGGAACUGAAGAGUGAGAGUGGAGAAUCAAAACUAAUCAAUCAGAGUAUGGAGAAGAAGCUUCUUGAGCUGUCUAAGGAGAGUGCACAUCAGAAAAAUGAAAUUGACCGCCUUCGUGAAUUAAAAGAAAAUCUGGAAUAUGAAGUGGGUACAUUACAUUUGGAAAUUGAAGAACAUAGAACUAGAGAACAGCACUUGAGUUCAGAGCUGCUGGAGAGAAGCAACGAGUUUGAGCUUUGGGAGGCUGAAGCUGCAUCAUUUUAUUUUGAUCUUCAAGUCUCCUCAAUUCAUGAAGUUCUGCUUGAAGAUAAGAUUCAUGAGCUUACUGGAGUUUGUGAAAACCUUCAAAAUGAGAGCACUACAAAAAGUGUAGAGGUAGAAGAAAUGAAAGAAAGAGUUGUUAUCUUAGAAAAUGAAGUUGGAGGACUGAAGGCUCAGUUGUCUGCAUAUGUUCCUGUCGUAGCAUCUCUAAGAGAUAAUAUAGCAUCUCUAGAGCACAAUGCACUUCUUCGGAGAAAGCUUUGUGCGGCAGAAAAUCAAGAGAAAAUGGGUACAGAAGUGGCAGAUAAUGAAAUAAACUGUCGAGAACUCGAAGAGGAUCAUGAUGCUGUGGUCGCUGGUGGAAUUUCAGAUUUGCUGGAGAUGCAAGCUAGAAUUAAAGCCGUUGAGAAGGCAGUGGUGGAAGAGAUGGAUAACCUCGCAAUGCUGGAAUGCAUUGAGACAAACAAGAAGCCGGAAAGUACCAUGGAAAAGGCAGAAUUGGGAAACACUUCAAAUCAAGAAAACAACAUUUACUUGGAAGAGAGGGAAUGUGGGAACGAGCUCCAGGAAAUUGUUCAGUUGCCGAAGACAAAAUCUGAAAUUUCUGAGGUAAAAAAUGGGAUUAUGAUGAAAGAUAUCCCACUUGAUCAAGAAUCAGAUAGUUCAUUGUAUGGAACAAGUGGGAGACAAAAUGGUGCGGGCAAUGAUCAGAUGCUUGAGCUAUGGGAAUCUGCUGAGGACCAUACUUUUGAUGCAAAAGCGAAUGACCUUAAAAAGCAGCAAGGCAAACCACCAACUGUGACCAAUGAAUCCCAUCAGUAUAAAGAUGUAAUAGGAAGGAAUGUGCAUCCUUCAACAGAAUUGCAGGUUGAGAAGGAGCUAGGUGUUGACAGACAAGAGUUACCCACGCAAAGCAGGGACCCAAAUCAAGAAGGGGAGAAGGGAAAGAUCCUGGAGAGACUUGCUUCUGACUCUCAUAAAUUAGCGGGUCUUCAAACAACUGUGCAAGAACUGAAGAAGAAAAUGGAGAUGAAGAAGAGUAGCAAAAAGGCUGGGAGCCCUGAAUAUGAAAGAGCAAGUAGACAGUUGCAAGCAGUAGAAGAGACUAUUCUGCAUCUAAUAAUUACGAACAAUCAAUUAAAGCAGGAUGUUGAAGAAAGUCCAGCACCCCUUGAUAAUUGCACUUCUGCUGGCUUGCUUGAAUUUGACAAUGUUCCUAAAACCACGGUGACAGAAGAGGCUCGGAGAGGAUCUGAAAAGCUCGGAAAGUUACAGUUUGAGUUGCAGAGCAUCAAGUAUGUUUUGCUUAAACUGGAGGAUGAAAAGAGAAUCAAAGGUAAAAGCAGAUUUUCGCAGAUCAGAACCGGGGUCCUGCUGAAGAACUUCAUUUAUAGUAGUAGGAAAGGGCGCGGAAAGAAGAAGAAGAAGACUUGUUUCUGUGGGUGCGGUAGACCUUCAACCAGUGGCGACUGAAGUAAACCGGUCACAGGAUUAGCUUUUUAACUGGCCGCAGUUCUUUCCUUUAUAUCACUAUGAGCAGUAGAAACUUUUAGCUUAAAACUAUUAAGUAGGCCUGAUCUUAUCAUAAUAAGCUGUUAGCUUCAGCUUGUCUGAAUCUUCUAAAAUCACCUGCACCAUGUUAUGUAUGCAUUACGUUCUUACAUGCCUGUAUUGGAGAUUUCAUGCUCAACUUACAGGCGGCUUAUGAGUAAUGUCAUCUUGCCGUGUUAAAGGUUA